Molecule: messenger RNA, 936 nt
Organism: Zeugodacus cucurbitae (melon fly)
Lineage: Eukaryota; Metazoa; Arthropoda; Insecta; Diptera; Tephritidae
Product: ribosomal RNA-processing protein 7 homolog A
Exons: 2
Coding region: 133-936 (267 amino acids)
Biological process (GO): rRNA processing; ribosomal small subunit assembly
Cellular component (GO): CURI complex; UTP-C complex
Source: RefSeq, a predicted model, not a curated record
AUAAUUCGUGCGCUAUUGUGAAUGAUCCUCUACCAAAAGAAGAAACUUCAUCGAUCAGCUGUUGUAAACAAACUAUUGCACGUGCAUUAUAUAUCGUACAAAUAGUGCUUUAUUUAAUAACGAAUCAGUAAAAUGCCAGAAGUAGAGGGAUAUAAAGUGGUGCCACUACGUCUCACCGCAGACCGUCCUUUGAAACUCUGCCACCAUAUUUACAUGCGUGAACAUUUCAUACGACUGGAGGAUGCAGACAAACCAAAAGGCCGCACACUCUUUCUACUUAACGUGCCACCUUACGUGACCGAACAGAGUUUGGGCACUUUCUUCCGCGCCAAAGUGGAUGUCAUCAACAAAGUGAGUUUUGCCGAACGUCCCGGCCGCAAUGAAAGUGAAAAAUGGCAACAGCACAACAUACCAUUUAGCGCGUCAACAACGCCCUAUAAAUUCAAAGUGGCUUAUGUUGUUUUCAAUAAAAGUCUGGGUGUAAAGCGUGCAUUGCAAUUGGACAGCAUAGAUUUGUUUAAUAGUGAUGGCAAUUGUACGAUAGAAUCGGGUAUGCAGCUAUUGCAUAGCCAAUAUGAGAAACGUAUAUUGGAUGAGGUGGAACUACAGACACGCAUCGAUAAGUAUAUGGAGGCUUAUGAUAAGCGUGAAAAGGAGGCAAUUGAGGCAGCGAAGAACUCGGAAGCAGAUGCUGACGGUUGGGUGACUGUUGGUAAGCAGGGACGUAAUGCCGGCUUUGAACAAAAAGAAUCGGUUGUUGGACGUUUGGAGGAGAAAAUAGUACGUGGCAAGAAGAAGAAGGAAUUGGAGAAUUUCUACACUUUCCAGAUACGUGAAUCUAAAAUGAAGAACAUAGUUGAGUUGCGCAAGAAAUUCGAAGAGGAUAAGCAGAAAAUCGAAGCUUUAAAGAAGACGCGUCGUUUUAGACCUUUCUAG